This is a messenger RNA of Ectocarpus siliculosus, 804 nucleotides long. NCBI's taxonomy places the organism in Eukaryota, Phaeophyceae, Ectocarpales, Ectocarpaceae. The record is from the annotation of a GenBank genome assembly.
GGCUGCUUGAAGCCAGCAAGUCUAUACCUCGUGUGUCAUCCCUCUCAGGCUACACACCUGCAACACCAUGGGGGUGCUAGACCUGAUGUUGCCGUGGAUAACUCGUGCGGCGAUUCUUGUGUCAGUGGUGCUGCUGACUCUCACCACCCUCCGUAGGCACUCGGAUAUCCCGCUGUCGCAGGCAACCCUGCGGGUGGCACAUCUCUGCUCCUUCAGCGUGUGGUUCGGAACAAGCGUCUGGGUUUCGUUCAUUGCUGGAAUCGUGCUCAUGCGAGCGGUCACCAUGGAAACAUUCGGCCUGGCCCAAGCCAAGCUCUUCGACGCGUACUUCAAGUUCAGCCUGCUGUGCUUGGCCGUAGCAGGCUUCACCGGCGCGGCACUAAGCUCCUCGUCCUCCGCCCGGAGCGAUGGCGACGACGGCAGCACCGUUGGCGCUACACCGUUCCUCGUUGCCGUCGCGUGCGUCGUGGCCAACCUUGUGUUCUUCAGCCCCCAGACGACCAUCACCAUGAUGGAGCGGAGUCGGGUCUGCAAGGAGUUGGGCGUGGACCGUAAAUCCCCUGACCCGCAGGUGCGGAAGCUGAGCAAGAGGUUCGGCAUGUUUCACGGAAUAGCGAACCUCAUCAACCUGGUGGCCUUGGCUUGCGGCGCCGUCCACCUCUGCGCGCUGGCCGAGAGGCUCAGCUUGUAGUCUGUCACAGCUGAAUCGCAACUCAUUCGUUGUUUUUUUCUCUCUUUUGUGUCUUCUUCUUGUAGUUUGGUGUGGUAGCAAAGCGGAAGUAACUGCUGUGGUAGUCUCUUGGA